CCUAUUUUUUGAGUUAUGAUGACAUGGUCUAAAUUCCAAGUAAAACUUAAUAAUUAACACUAAAUUAAGGAAAACAUGAUAAACAGUCGGGAAAGAAAAACAAAACAAAAAAUAAUUAUUAAGAAGAGCAAAUGCAUUGAAGUCCACAGUUUUGGACAAUUCCUUCUCACCUGCCCAAAUUAAAUACAUCGCAUCAUAUGUUAUAUGUAUCUUCCCAUCCUGACGGCCGCCGGAACUCUUAAAAUCAAAACACGAAACCGAACAAUGAGUUGUUUCCCUUUCACAAACCUAAUUAGUCAAAUCCUUCCAAUUUAUAGAAUUUUAAUAUGUAAACUCCUCGGAGAAGGAAUAAUAGUAACGAAAGAUUUACCGAAAGCAACAUCCCAAAUCCAAUAUGUUGUUUAUCAAUAAAAAGACCGUAAUUGUUCAAAUGGGUAUAAUAUUGUUUUGUAUCCGACCGAUUCUGUAUUAUUAGAGAGUAGUGUGUACUUUUCAAGCGUUCCUCCAAAUUAGGGAUGUCUAAUAAUGCAUGAAAUAGUCUAGGAUCUAGUGAAAUGCUAGUUUGCGGUCGAACGUUUAAGUUAGCGCGACAUUGACACUGGAUAAUGACAAACUCCAAAAUUUCGGUGAUGUUUGUCCACGACAUAUAGGAUGCUUCAACCAUUAGAAGGUCCGGAAUGAUCGUUAAAACGUUUUAGAAUCAAACCGUACGAAGAGAUGAACAAAAGAGAAAUAAGAAAACUUUCUUGCAUGGUAAAAAUUGUCGAAAAACAAUGAUCACAACAUAACGUUGCAAGAGUAGAAAGGAAGAUAUUGAAGUUUUCUAAAGAAUUUCGCGACCCAUUGAAGUCGCGCGAGAUAAGAUUUUACUGUAUGACCUAACAAUCUAUAUGUACGAAGUACGAUUAUCAAAUUAGUCUAAAUUACUGAAAAUAUAAAUUGUACUCCACGCGUUAUGCGCAGGACGACUAAAACGUAAUAUAUAUCAAGAUGAAACUGAAGAUAAUAUACAACGAUGGUUGUUUAGUUUUGCUAUCAUCUGCCUCAACUAUCAAAGAAAGAUUAUAUCCGAUUCACACGACAAAAACCCUAACCUAUAUACCUCAUUCUAUCCCAAGGCUAGCCGAGCCGAGCCGAUCCAGAUUCGGUCAGCCUUUGCCAGCGCCGAGUCAUUCCCUUUCCUAAACUAAUUAGUAAUCACCUUUGCCCACUACUUUCGUAACCGUAUAUAUAAAUGACGCGCAGAAACCCCAAAGCCUCAACUCGUUCGUUAUCCAAAAAUCAUUAAUUAAAAACUUUCCCCCCGAUCGAAAUUCCCUCAAUCAAAAUCUCUGUAAAUCUCCCCUCCCGUAACCGCCGCCGCGGCCAUGGGGAUGAUCAAGUCGCCGGCCUCCACGUGGCUGCAGCGCAGCUCCUCCGUCAAGGCGUCCAGCACCACCAUCUACCUCGGCCGAUCCAAAUCCGUUCACCACCACCAAUCCUCCUCCUCCUCCCCCGCAGGCGGCGGUUACUCCAGAAGACCGGCCGGCCGGGGAGGGAACAUCUGGCAGGCGCUGUGGAGAAAGAUCAACAGGAGGAAGCGGAGCAUUUUCCGAGCAGCCACGUGUACUUCGACGGCGACGGUUGCGACGCUGCAUUCGGCGUACGAACCGGAGGAGUACAGCAUGAACUUCGAUCAGGGGACGGGUUGGGCCGAGCCCGAUAACCUGCCCCGGUCUUUCUCGGCCCGGUUCGCGGAUCCUUCCCGGAUCCUCCAGCGGAGCGCCACCAGUACUUGCUACGCCAGAUAAUAAUGAACCAGUUCGUUAUGUUUAAAUGUUAAUUAAUUAAUUAGACCAUUAAUUUUCUUUGUUGUUUAAUUCUCUUCCUUGUUUUCCCAACUCUCCUGCGUGUAUGGUUUUGUUGUGAUUAAUUUCAUAUGUGACGAGUGAAUUGACGACGAUCAACGUUUGCAGAAAUGGCGUUCUAAUUCUUGUUAAGCAAAUAACCAUGAUUUCAAGGAAGUUUGCUUUCGUUUCAUCUUAGUGCUUUUUCUUCCUUUUUGUGCAUUCCUUUUUCAUCUUCAAAUUGCGAGCACUAUUUUUUAAAACAGAGACACCUUGUACAUCAUGUAAUAUUGAUUUUAGGUUGUAUACUUGAACUAGCUUUUACCCGACCCGUUGGUCGGAUGAUUUCAUCUUAUUUUUCAUUACUUCAUAAUAAUCGAAAGUGAUUUUUGCACUACUUGAUAAUUGUGACAUUGAUAACAAUUAGUUCAUAUGUAUUUUUGUUAAUCAGAUUAUCCUAACUCACUACGGCCUAUACAUGUUUCGUAUUAAAAGAAUUUGCCCUAUUUAUUGUAUCACAAAUUGCUUAAAAUUAUUUCUUUAUAUUAGUAUUAUUAACUUGGUUUACUAUUAGAUACAAACAAAACUAAAACAAUUAUGCAUUAAAUUAAAAUAGUAAUUAGAAUUUCUUCAAGGGAUUAACUUAUUGCUACAAAAGCAUAAAAUUGAUCAUCUUAAGAUUUUCAAUCGUGCUCCAUCAGACACAAAUCAAAAACCUUUCACGAACAUAAUAGGAGGGAAGCAUAUAGCUAAAAUAAAGAAGCGAAAUGGCAGACCGAUAGAAACAAAUAUCAAAAGCUGGCUGGUUGAUGGCUGAGAAUUACCUUGACAGAGAGAAGCUGCUAGUGGAGUUUUCGCUGAAACGCUUUCGUGGGUCUGUGUGAUUUAAACUGCCUUUUAUACGCAUAACGCAGAAGGUGAUUUCGUUUGCUGGCGUGAAUCGAGCUUGGGUUGGUAGCUGAAAUUACCUCGACAGAGAGAAGUUGAUAGUGGCAUUUCUAGAGGAAGCACUUUAACACCCAAAUUUCUUCGUUAGAACAUUACAGCCGCCGACGUCGAAUCUCAGACAUGGAGAGUAGGAGGAUAUGGGUGGAUCUAGCUACCUCCGACACAAUCCCUAUUCGACACUGAAUUUGCCCACUGACAUCCACUUGGACGUCGUCCAACCACUGACAUGCAAAACAACCGUUUGAUCCUGGCUUCCCAAUGAAAGGAGAGGACGGAGAACGACGAUAGAGAUGAAGGGAGCGGAGGAAGGGCCCUCUACGAAACAUUUAGGCCAACAGUGGUAGACGACUAAUGUAUCAAUCCCUAGCCUUUCUGACAAUCAUUGUUAUCCUUAUCACCCAACAUUUUACUAAACCCAUUACCUAUUGCAAAUUUUAGGUAGAGUUCCUACUAAAGUACACAAAUCCCCCUACAACAAUUUAAUCAGAACCACUGGUUAGACAUUCACUCAUGGCAAAUUUGAGAAACUGGUGCAAAACUCUACCAUCCUAAAUUUGAAAAUAGUCAAGUGUAAAAAUAAUUUAAGUCCAUCCAACUAUACCUGAAAUAAUAAGGGAUCCCACAGUACAUCAUCAUAUACAACUAACAUUGCUACGUAAGUUAAGCAUUCUAGGCAGGGGCGGAUACAUGGGCCCCCUAAAAUUUGGGGAAACGAUUAUCCAACCUCCGGUAGUAAUUUCGUAUGUGUAUACAAAAUAUAAUUGGUAAUCCGGGACACCCUAACAUUUGAAAAAAUGAUUAUCCUACCCUCGAUAAUAGUUUGCUUAUGAUUAAUAAAAUAUAAGUGGUAGUCCGUGUUAUUCCAACCUAGGACACUACUAUUAUCAAACAUAUUCCAAUUAUGUUGCUACUCAUUUGUUAUUCUAUUUUAAACAUCAUGCAACAUUAAAACGCUAUUUUUUUA
Messenger RNA from Linum trigynum, 3738 nucleotides. NCBI's taxonomy places the organism in Eukaryota, Viridiplantae, Streptophyta, Magnoliopsida, Malpighiales, Linaceae. The record is from the annotation of a GenBank genome assembly.